This is a messenger RNA of Gaeumannomyces tritici R3-111a-1, 345 nucleotides long. RefSeq lists its product as hypothetical. The transcript has 2 exons. Lineage: Eukaryota; Fungi; Ascomycota; Sordariomycetes; Magnaporthales; Magnaporthaceae. Bases 154 to 345 code for a protein of 63 amino acids. The record is from RefSeq and is a predicted model, not a curated record.
CACCACACACAUCCCUUCCUUCCUCUUUCGCUUGCUUUGCGUUUUAUUUCGAUAUUCUCUUGACCUGUCGUUCUUGUUGGUUAGCGCUGAAAAGGCACCGAAAGCCUGCAUCUUAUAUGUGACGUGUUAUGACCUAGGCGAUAAAAAAACCACAUGGUUUCCCGUCCCCCCCAUUUCCGCCUUGCCACCACGCCCAAUCGCAACAGUUUCAGAGCCUGCAGCCCUGAGCUUUACUGUCCCGGGAGAUGGCGCCGUCGCCAAAAAAACUCGGCCCAAAACCCAGCAGACACACACACACACACACCAUGGGCGCUUCGCUGGGGCACCGACCAACACUGUGUGUGA